Messenger RNA from Aspergillus ruber CBS 135680, 1595 nucleotides. RefSeq names its product putative salicylate hydroxylase. Gene Ontology annotation, molecular function: monooxygenase activity; FAD binding. NCBI's taxonomy places the organism in Eukaryota, Fungi, Ascomycota, Eurotiomycetes, Eurotiales, Aspergillaceae. Bases 273 to 1595 code for a protein of 440 amino acids. Gene Ontology annotation, biological process: secondary metabolite biosynthetic process. The record is from RefSeq and is a predicted model, not a curated record. The transcript has 7 exons.
CUGCCGCCGUUCCGUUUGUUGGGUUAGUUAUCCACGGGGUUCGGAUAUAUAGCUUGACCUGUCUUCAAUUCCCUUUCCUUUAGUCUUGGUCUGUAGAAUUUUGGCCAGGGAAAAUCCUCCUGUUUUAGUUGAGAAUAUUUGUUCCCGGAGAAAACUGCACUAUCAGAGUUUUUUUGCCCUUCGGAUCUUAUUCUGCUCCACUGCUUCGGGAAACUGUUUGCAUUCUUGUAAUACGAUAUUCUUAUCGUGAGGCGAUUAAUUGCACACUCGCUAUGGCUGUUCCGAGAGCGAAGACGCCUCUUGAGGUUGUUGUUGUUGGGGCCGGUAUGCAUCCCGUUCUCUGGGGUAUCGGUGGUAUGGCCGCUGCUCUGACUCUGGGUAUGCGUGGACAUAAUGUCACUAUUCUUGAAGCCGCGCCAAAACUUGCCGAAGUCGGUGCGGGUAUCCAAGUCUCCCCUAACAUGCUGAGACUCUUCGACAAAUGGGGCAUCUCCGACCUAAUCCAUGCACAAGAUGUCGGCCUCGAGCAUAUCCACGUGCGCCGCUGGCAAGACGGCACUCUCCUAAACACAAUGCCAGUCAACAAAACCUACGGCCAACAAGCCGUCAUCCACCGUGCAGACCUGCACAAUGCACUCAUAGAGCGUGCCCUAGCUCAAGAAACAGUCACCCUACGCGAAAACUCCCUUGUUACAGACGUAACCUUUGACCCCCCAUCUGUAAUCCUUGCUAAUGGAGAAAUCGUCCGCGGUGACGUCGUUAUCGGGGCUGAUGGUAUCAAAUCUGGUAUCCGCGCGAAAUUGCUUGAAGAUGAUAGUAUCAAAGCGCAGCCGACAGGUGAUGCCGCGUAUCGGAUUAUGCUGGACAGGAGUGUUAUGGAGGCGGACCCGGAGUUGAGGGGGCUUAUUCGGGAGCCGCAGGCGACGAGGUGGAUUGGGCCGUAUAGGCAUGUGAUUGCGUAUCCGGUGCGGAAGCAUGAGUUGUAUAAUGUUGUGCUGAUUCAUCCGGACCGGCAUGGGGUGGAGGAGUCGUGGACGACGAAGGGGUCGAAGCAAAGGAUGGUUGAUGAUUACCGGGGUUGGGAUAGCAAGGUGACCAAAUUGAUUGACUUGGUUCCUGAUGAUGAUGUCCUGGAGUGGAAGUUGUGUCUGCACUCGCCAUUGAAGACAUGGAUUCGUGGCUCUGUUGCUCUUAUCGGUGAUUCCUGCCAUCCCAUGCUCCCCUACAUCGCCCAAGGCGCCGCCCAAGCCGUCGAAGAUGCCGCAGCCCUAGGCAUCCUCCUCUCAACCAUUGAUACCCACAACCAAAUCCCGCUCGCCCUAUCCGCCUACGAGCAAUCCCGCAAGCAGCGCGCGGAGACCGUCCAGCAAUCUGGCACCGAGAACCGUACGCCGCUGCACUUCCCCGAUGGGCCGGAGCAGGUUGCGCGCGAUGAACAGUUCCGCGUGUCGAUGAGGGAGAGUGGUAAGAAUCCAGAUCGGUGGAGUGAUCGUGAAACGCAGAGGUUUUUGUGGGGGUGGGAUGCGGAGAAGGCGGCAGCGGGGGCUUGGAGGGAGGUUUGCGGUGAUGAGUCCAAGUUGAGCGCGUACCUGUGA